AUGUCUUAAUUAAAAGUUGUCUUAUUAGGAAUUGUAGGGCAUGGAAAAACAUCUCUGUUUAAUAAAUUAACCUUAGCAAAUAAGCCUGCAAAGUAUGGAGGAAAAUCUCUCACAAAAUAAAUUGUAAUUGGCUAUGCUGCAUAUGGAUAAUUUGAAAUUGUUGAUACGCCUGGAUUUGAUGCAAAUGAAGAUAAGCUAUUACAUUCAGCUGGUGUAAUUGCAGCUUUAGCAUAUGGAGAUGUCAACAGAAUAUUAGUUGUUGUUCAAUGUUAACGAAUAGAUUAAAUGAUAAAAUUUUUUUUAAAAAUAUAGGACCUAUUUCGAGAUUCAGAGAUUUAAUCACAAUUAGUGUUUCAUAUUGGGAUUUAUAAGAGAAAGACAUAUAGGAAUAUUUUAAGAAUAUAGAAUAUUAACAAAAAUAAGAAUUAGAAAUAAAAUAGGAAAUUGAAUUAGAAAUUAAAAAGAAUUUUAAUAUUUGUUCAGUUAUUUAUACGUCAUUAAAUGAUGGCCCUUAAAUUACCACUAAAAAGAUUGCAGAUAUUAUUCUUUAAUCAGGAUUUACUAAAAUUUAAUUAUAUGAAUCUGAAAUAUAUAAGUAAAAUGGAUUCCUCAAAAAUUAUGAAAAUUAUAAAAUAAUAGAUUAAUAAAAAUCAUUCGGAUGUGGGGAAACAAUUACAUGGAAAGAAUUACCUCCUCUAAGCGAACCAUUGUUAUUAGAAUUACUAACACCUGAAUUAAUUGAUUAUUUUAAUGAUCAAAAAUAAUUAUUACAAGAUGAAGCUGCUGAUAUUGCAAAAGAAUUGGAAAAAACAUAUCAAGAUCUUGUGA
Paramecium sonneborni is the source of this 828-nucleotide messenger RNA. The record is from the annotation of a GenBank genome assembly. NCBI's taxonomy places the organism in Eukaryota, Ciliophora, Oligohymenophorea, Peniculida, Parameciidae.